This is a messenger RNA of Ipomoea triloba (trilobed morning glory), 999 nucleotides long. RefSeq lists its product as uncharacterized. The record is from RefSeq and is a predicted model, not a curated record. Bases 1 to 999 code for a protein of 332 amino acids. Lineage: Eukaryota; Viridiplantae; Streptophyta; Magnoliopsida; Solanales; Convolvulaceae. The transcript has a single exon.
AUGGCGACCCGAACCGACAACAAAAACGGUGGACCCGAAUCGAGAACCCAGCUCUACCUCAAAGCCGCCGAGUUCUUCCUCGGAGCCAAGAACUUCGAGGACUGCCGGAAAAAUGCUUUUCGGGCACAAACAUUGGACCCAAUCCACCCCGGCCCGACCCAACUGCUCGCUAUCGCCGCCGUCAUAUCCGCCGCCGCGGACGACGGCGACUCAAGUCAGCGCCCCGACUAUUAUUCGAUACUCGGCGUCCCUCACUUCAGCGCGGAUUUUGAUCUGAUCAAAACCCGCUUCGAAAAGCUGUGUGCUAUUUUGAGCCCUAGGGAGAAUCAGUUUGCUUUGGCGGAAGAGGCGUAUCGGCUGGUGAUUGAUGCGUGGUUAGUGCUAUCGGUGCCGGCGAAGAGAGCUCUGUUCGACGAGGAGCUGAAGAGGAAUCCGAAAUUUCGAAGCGGGUCGGAGAAUCCCAACUUCUUCUGGACUAUGUGUCCUUACUGCUACCAUGUGUUCGAGUAUCCGGUGGUUUUCAAGGAGUGUUGUUUGCGGUGUUGGAAUGAGAAAUGCAGGAGGGCUUUUCACGCGGCGGCGAUUCCGGCGCCGCCGCCGGAUGUGGUGGCGAUGGGGAGGUUUUUAUGUGCAGGUUUUGUGCCGAUUAGGGUUGAAAAUGGCAUGAACUCUUGGACUCCAUUUUCACCCGUUGGCUCUGAAACUAGGGCAAGAAAUGAGAAUGAGGGUAAAGGGGAUGGAGAUCAUGGUGAUAUGGAGACUGAUGGUGGAAAUGUGGCUCGGAAGAAGCAAAAAAUGGCGGCAAACAGCACAAAGAAGAUGAUGGGAAAGGGGGUGAGAAUGCAGGUGAUUAAUGCUGCUCCAUUGGAGACUACUGCUGAUGAUAGAGCCUCUGCAAACAAUUACACAGAGGUAGAAUCAGAGUUGAUCAAUGGAAAGUUGGAGUUUUUUGAGGAAGGAGAUGAUAUUUGUGUCGGUUUCCACCCCGGUUUUCAUUAG